Numida meleagris (helmeted guineafowl) is the source of this 2391-nucleotide messenger RNA. It is a transcript of the gene DHX33, whose product is annotated as DEAH-box helicase 33. NCBI's taxonomy places the organism in Eukaryota, Metazoa, Chordata, Aves, Galliformes, Numididae. Gene Ontology annotation, cellular component: nucleolus; intracellular anatomical structure. The transcript is spliced from 12 exons. The record is from RefSeq and is a predicted model, not a curated record. Bases 335 to 1939 code for a protein of 534 amino acids. Gene Ontology annotation, molecular function: RNA binding. Gene Ontology annotation, biological process: positive regulation of transcription by RNA polymerase I.
CCCGCCGCCGCCCGCCGCCUCGCAGCGCCGCGAGCUGCCCAUCUUCCAGGCGCGGGGGCCGCUCCUCAGCCAGCUGCGGGGCCUGGACUGCGCCGUGCUCAUCGGAGAAACAGGCUCAGGAAAGACCACUCAGAUCCCUCAGUAUCUCUAUGAAGCAGGAAUUGGCCGCCAGGGUAUCAUUGCUGUGACACAGCCUCGCAGAGUAGCAGCUAUAUCCUUAGCUACCAGAGUCUCGGAUGAGAAGAGGACGGAGCUGGGGAAACUGGUUGGCUACACUGUGCGCUUCGAUGACCUUACAUCUGAUGAAACUAGAAUCAAGUUCUUAACGGAUGGCAUGCUGCUCCGUGAAGCCAUUGGGGAUCCCAUAUUGCGGAAGUACAGCGUUAUCAUCCUGGAUGAAGCCCAUGAGAGGACCAUCCAUACUGAUGUGCUCUUUGGAGUGGUGAAAGCUGCGCAAAAGAAGCGAAAGGAAUUGGGCAAACUGCCCCUAAAAGUGGUUGUCAUGUCAGCUACGAUGGACGUCGAUCAGUUCUCCCAGUACUUCAAUGGAGCUCCUGUUCUCUAUUUAGAAGGCAGGCAACAUCCCAUUCAGGUCUUCUACACCAAACAGCCUCAGAGCGAUUACCUCCAAGCAGCACUGGUGUCAGUCUUCCAGAUCCACCAGGAAGCACCCUCUUCUCAGGACAUCCUCGUGUUUCUAACCGGUCAGGAAGAAAUUGAAGCAAUGACCAAAACCUGCCGAGACAUUGCCAAGCAUCUCCCUGAUGGCUGCCCACAGAUGACAGUGAUGCCUCUUUAUGCUUCUCUGCCCUACUCUCAGCAACUCCGAGUCUUUCAGGCUGCCCCCAAGGGAUGCCGCAAAGUGAUCCUCUCCACCAACAUCGCAGAAACCUCCAUCACCAUUUCGGGUAUCAAGUAUGUUGUGGACACCGGCAUGGUCAAAGCAAAGAAGUACAACCCUGAAAUUGGUCUGGAAGUGUUGGCAGUCCAGCGAGUGUCAAAGGCCCAGGCUUGGCAACGAACAGGGAGAGCAGGGCGAGAGGACAGUGGGAUCUGCUACCGGCUCUACACUGAGGAUGAGUUUGAGAAGUUUGACAAAAUGACAGUACCUGAGAUACAGAGGUGUAACUUGGCCAGUGUGCUGCUUCAGCUCUUGGCCCUGAGAAUUCCCAACAUACUCACCUUUGACUUCAUGUCCAAACCAUCUCCUGAUGCUAUUCAAGCAGCAGUUGAGCAGCUGGACCUGCUGGGGGCUGUGGAGCGAAAGGAAGAUCAGCUUGUCCUAACUCCCCUGGGAAGGAAGAUGGCAGCCUUCCCGCUGGAACCAAAGUUCUCUAAAACCAUCCUCCUGUCCCCGAAGUUCCAUUGCACAGAAGAGAUUCUGACCAUUGUAUCGCUGUUAUCAGUGGACAGUGUCCUGUACAAUCCCCCGGCCCGGCGGGACGAGGUGCAAUCUGUCAGGAAGAAAUUUAUCUCCAGUGAGGGGGAUCACCUUACCCUGCUCAACGUGUACAGAGCCUUCAAAAAUGUCAGCGGCAACAAGGAAUGGUGCAAAGAGAACUUUGUCAACGGCAGGAACAUGAUGCUCGUGUCAGACGUGAGAGCUCAGCUCAGGGACAUUUGUGUAAAGUUAGCCAUGCCCAUGGAGUCCUCCCGUUCCGACACCGCAAACGUCCGCCGCUGCCUGGCUCACAGCCUCUUCAUGAACGCCGCCGAGCUGCAGCCGGACGGCACCUACAGCACUGUGAACUCUCACCAGCUGGUGGCCAUCCACCCCUCUUCCGUCCUCUUCCACUGCAAACCCUCGUGCGUGGUUUACAACGGGCUGCUUCACACCAACAAGUGCUACAUGCGGGACCUGUGCGUGGUGGAUGCGGACUGGCUGUACGACGCAGCGCCUGACUAUUUCCGCAGGAAACUCAGAGCGGCCAAGAACUGAGGCGGGCUGCGGGACCACCAGGUGCAGGGCUGUCAGGCUCACUCUGCACGACUGUUUUCCAUCUUGUAAUGAGGGGGCGUGGAGGAACUGGAGGGUUUUGUCUUGCCGGUCUAAGGCAAACCUUAGAGGAAAACGGCAUCUCUGGGAGAGCCAGACCUCGCGGGUCUCCACGGCGUUGAACAAUUCUCCUCUUAACAGCUGAUCUGUGAAAGGGGAUCACAGCAUGUGCUCGGUGUGGGAGAAGCGUAAGCUGGGGGUGGCAGAGAGGGGAGCUGGAGCCACAGGCCCGGUUUUUAACAUUUGCUGAAAUGGAACAGGCUUGUAUAUGAGGAAACAGGAUCCUAGGUGCAUCUUCGGACCUGAUCUUUUUUGAUGAUAGCGUUUGUAUUCCGGGCAGGUUUUAUGGUUUGGGGGGGAAAAAAAAAAAAAUACAGAUUUCUACAUAUCACGGC